AUGAAUAGUAAAAGUAAUUGGUAUCUGGUGAUAAUGACACUACUACUUUGUUGUCAUUAUCAUAUUUCACUAUCAAAUGCACAACAACAACAACAAAUCCUGCCCGAUGAUGAACUUCAAUCAGCUAUUUUCCUAAUUCAACAAUACGGGAUACCAGUACCAAAGAAUCAGUCUCUAUGUGAGCCAAAUACAAGAUUUGUUUGUAAUAACGACACAUUUGAUGGACGAUAUCGUAUCGUUGAAAUUAAUUUCAAUAUCUAUACUCGAACCGAUGGUGGCAGUCCCUCAUCAACUUUGACAUCAUUGACAUUGCCUGCUUUGAAAAGGGUUGUCAACAGGUCAAUCAAUCUGCUAGAGUUGUUCAAAUCUGUCAAAAGUUUGAAUUCAAUUUACUUUGGGAAUGAUGCAUCGAUCAGCUACCUUCCAAGCGAUUUUAAUAACUUUCCUCAUCUUACAAGUUUUCAAUUAACCCUCAACCAACCAUUAAUAGUACCUCUUACCUUUCUAAACAACUCUAUCAAUCUUCAAUCAAUCGACAUUCAAUUUCCAAUUCAAUCUAUUACGAUUGACGAUUCUCUCUACUUUCCUUCUCUCACCUCUUAUACAUUUCAAUCCAAUUGUACCUAUGGAUCACAUCAUAUCAAUGUAACCUCUAAAUCAUUUCCAAGAAUUGACAAAUUUGUUAUUAAUACUCUUCACGGAUCGAACACGACGGUCUACUUUAAUCUAGAUCCAAGUGGCACCGUAAAAAAGAAAAUAUCUAUCACUGGACGUCAAUCGACAAUAUUACCAUCGCCUAUUUCUCGUGAUGCUUCAUUAGGCAUAGGCGAUAACAGCAUCCAAAAUUUCACAACAAAUUUGCCAGACACUUUAAGGAGUUUGGUUAUUGAGAAUAAUGCCAACUUUAAAGGCCCCAUUACUGAAUCAUUCUGUGUAUUAACUUUUUUAGACAUCCGUGGCACUGCAGUUUCAUCACUACCAGCAUGUUUCUGGUGCUACCAAGGUUUAUUUUUAAAUAUCUAUCUACCGGCAGAUUUUGUGAAACCUGUCGGAUUUACAAGUUGUCCAAUUACCAAUAAGAAUAUUGCUACUAUUACUGGUACCAACAUUGGAUAUGGAUCUAUUCAAUCACAAUAUUAUAUCAACUCGAUAAUACCAAACCAAAAAUUGAUAUUCAAUUAUACAGAUGUUGUAACUCCAGUACCAUCUAUUCCAACUCUAAUUACAAUCAAUUUCAAUCCACACACAGUACAAAUGAUGAUUGUCAAAGGUUAUAAUCCAUAUUUUAAUCACACAGUAACAAUUAAUAAUAUUACAGCUUGCACAAAUAUAACAAAUAUUGCUUCAAACCAAUUCCAAUGUACAACACCUCUUUUAUCGAGUGGAGAUCAUCAAUUAAUAGUUUCAAACUCAUACGUGGAAUCACAGGUACCAUUUACAUUUUAUUCACUUGCCUAUCUCUGUCAACAAUCAACCAAUAAUUGCCAUGGGAAUGGAAAAUGUAAUAUUGAUGGAAUAUGUAUUUGUAAUAGUAAUUCAUUUUAUAAUAAUUGUUCAAAACACAUCAACACAACGAUCACACCAAAUACAACGGAUCCUACAUUAGCAUUUGAUAUUGAUGGACUUGAUUUUCUAUUUGAAAUUGUAUCGAUUCAAGAAUUGGAUUUAGAUGAUAUUAUUAUCAAGGAGCUAUUUAUAUCCAAUUACACUUGGAAUGUAAAUGCAUCCACUAAUAAUCACACCACUAUUAUCAACUAUCAAUUGAAUACUUCAUCUUCCUCUUCAACAUACCAACCAGCCCAAGUACUAUCAACUAUAUCAUUCUCAACACUUGCAAGAACGGUUGAAUUUGGAGGGCAACAACUAUUGAUCAAUGCCAACUCUAUCAAACUAGAGGUCAAUAUCAGCAAGUGGCAAUACUCAUCAAACCUAUCAACACUUCGAGUUGUAUUCAAAACAUUGAUCAACAACAACCAAUCUAUCCAAUAUGAUUGUAUCGACAAAGAUAUCUCAACAUUUAGUUAUGAUUCAUUGUCAUCGUUGCAAUAUCUCAGAGUAGUCAAAGAUGGAAUCCAAUUCAACGGUCGAUUCAUUGAUGUUGCAAUGUCUGAUGGAAGACCAACCUAUUCACCAACCCAACUCAUAUCAUCAACACCAAUCAACGAUGAACAAUCAAUUGUCAAGAUUGGAAUUCUUUUUCCACAAUGUCAAGAGUGUAUACUCGAUCCAGAUUUCAGUGCAUUGAUUAUCAAUCCAGAUGAUUCUGGUAAAUGUGACUCAGUAUCAUUAUCAGACAUCAAAUGGAAGAUCAUUAUGAUUGUCGUUUGUGUAUCAUUUGUUGUAGUCUCUAGUAUAGUGGUGAUUGUCAUAGCUUUAAAAAAGAGAGCACAAUCCAAAAAGUUUAAGGAAAAUCUACAAAAGAGGUUCUACCAAUAUGGUUUCAAUCCAAUCGUACCAACAACUGAUCACUCCAAAACAUCAUAA
This is a messenger RNA of Cavenderia fasciculata, 2484 nucleotides long. Its product is annotated as EGF-like domain-containing protein. The record is from RefSeq and is a predicted model, not a curated record. Bases 1 to 2484 code for a protein of 827 amino acids. Lineage: Eukaryota; Evosea; Eumycetozoa; Acytosteliales; Cavenderiaceae. The transcript is spliced from 12 exons.